Molecule: messenger RNA, 435 nt
Organism: Striga asiatica
Lineage: Eukaryota; Viridiplantae; Streptophyta; Magnoliopsida; Lamiales; Orobanchaceae
Source: the annotation of a GenBank genome assembly
AUGGAUGCGCCGCCGUGGAGAAGGCGGUGUACGGCGGAUGAGAACUGCGGAAGAGCAAGUGCUGUCUGUUAUGAACUGAAUCUUUUAGUCCAUGAAAAUACAGAAUUGACCCUAGAUGAACGGUAUUAUUACGGAAAUACAAUGGAAGCUGACCAUCGAGGCGCAACCAUACGCAGAAAUCGAGAAGUCACACCCGGCCGCCAUCAAGCGAAGAGGGUUCCGAUCGAAAAACUCCGCCUCCCCCAACGAGGCAACGACCUCAGAUGCUGGAAGUUUUUGAAGAAGAAGGCCCGCAGCCAAUUGGUGGCUCGGCUCGCAAGGUCGAGAUACCGUGGAUUGGAGGCGGAUCUCGGUUUUGUUGCUCGUUGUAAGAUGGCGAUGAUCAUCGACUGUUCGGUUCCAGCAUUAAUGAUUUUUUUUUGUCUGGGAGCUUGA